AAUGGUGACAGCCAUUACCGUCCUAACCAAAGACGCUGGGAAGUUGACCUUGGGGCAGCCACUCACCAUCCUGGCACCCCAUGCAGUGGAGGCUUUGAUAAAACAGCCCCCUGACCACUGGCUCUCUAAUUCCCGCAUGACCCACUACCAAGCCUUGCUACUGGAUGCGGAACGGGUCCAGUUUAGGCCCGUGGUCGCUCUCAACCCAGCCACUCUGCUUCCUUUGCCAGAGGAGGCAGAACAGCACGACUGUCCGCAGAUCCUUGCAGAAGUACAUGGAACCAGACCAGACCUAUCGGACCGACCUCUCCAGGAUGCUGACCAUACGUGGUACACCGAUGGUAGCAGCUACUUGGUGAACGGGGAACAGAAAGCUGGAGCCGCGGUCACUACGGAGUGCAAAGUGAUCUGGCCAAGCGCCUUGCCUGCUGGUACCUCCGCACAGUGGGCUGAAAUCAUUGCCUUAACUCAGGCGCUCAAAAUGGCAGAAGGUAAGAGGCUGAAUGUAUAUACAGACAGCCGCUACGCCUUUGCUACGGCACACAUCCAUGGAAACAUCUACCGGAGAAGAGGGCUGCUCACAUCUGAGGGUAAGGACAUUAAGAACAAGACUGAAAUUCUGGCCUUCCUGGCAGCUCUGUUCCUACAAAAAAGACUGAGCAUUAUACAUUGCCCAGGGCAUCAGAAGGGACACAGCCCCAAGGCACGGGGAAAUCGGCUAGCUGACAUCUCAGCGCGUGAGGCCACCAUGGGCACCCAAGUUCUGUCCUUAAAAGACCAAGAUCAACCCACGUCUCCACAGCCGGAACAGACCAGUUGGCUCUACACCACGGAGGACACAGAGCUCCUACAGAAAAUGGGGGCCGUUUGGUACCCACAACUAAAACGGUGGGUCUACACAGGGAAAACAGUUAUGCCUACGAAGAUGACCUUUGAAUUAAUCUCCUACCUACAUAAAUUAACACACCUGGGACUCAAGAAGAUGAAGACCCUCUUAAGACAAGAAGAGAUUGACACCUACCUCCUGGGACGAGAUCAGGCCUUGCGGGAGGUGACUGAAAGCUGCAGGGCCUGUGCCCAGGUAAACCCAGGAAAAGCUAAAAUUGGACAAGGAGUCCGUCCCCGAGGACAUUGGCCUGGUACCCACUGGGAAAUUGACUCCACUGAAAUCAAGCCUGGUAUGUUCGGACACAAAUACCUCUUAGUGUUCAUAGAUACCUUCUCCGGAUGGAUAGAGGCUUUCCCCACAAAACAUGAAAUGGCCAAGGUGGUGACCAAGAAGCUCCUCGAAGAAAUCUUCCCCAGCACAUCUUCAGGCCCUACAAAUCGUGCAGAGAGACACCUGGAAACCUCUAGCCACGGCCUACCAAGACAGGCUUGAACAACCGAUGGUGCCGCACCCGUUCCAGAUCAGAGACACUGUGUGGGUACGCAGACAUCAGACCAAGGAUCUCGAGCCUCGGUGGAAAGGACCCUAUACAGUUCUCCUGACUACCCCGACAGCCUUGAAGGUAGACAGAAUUGCGGCUUGGAUCCACGCGUCUCACGCCAAGGCAGCCCGACCUGAGGAAACGGCAGAUCACAACACCGCGCCCCAGACAUGGAAGGCUCAACACACUCAAAAACCCCUAAAGCUAAGAUUUUCACGUUGUUGCUCUUAACUGUCUUAUGGACUAGGGGUGGGGCAAGUCUGGGGGCUAGCCCCCACCAGGUAUAUAAUAUGUCCUGGAUAAUAACUAAUUUAGAGACGGGCUGGUCUCAAGUCCUAGCUAAUGGUAAGCAUGCUGAAGGAACCUGGUGGCCCCCUUUGACUUUCGACCUUUGUCAACUGGCUAAGGACUCCUGGGAGCAUACUGAGCGGACUCCCCACAACUCAUACCCACCCUGCAGACACUCUGAUUGGUAUACUUGUCCCAGAGUUAAGAGGACACGGGAGUGCGGAGGUCCUGAGACCUUCUACUGCACUAAGUGGGGGUUUGAGACCUACACUCCAGGAUGGUGGGGCACCAAGGAGGGGGACUUAGUGGCCUUCUCCCCUGAGACUCCAGGUGAAUCUCAAAUUACAAUAGAAUUCUCAAAUUACAAUAGAAUUACAGACUGGAAGGUGGGGCGUAGGUGGGGGAUACGAUUGUAUACCCCUGGCUAAAUUAACCCAGGACUCCUGUUCUCCCUCCAACUGGUGAGAGAACGGGUCAGACAAGAGAUUGGUCCAAACCCAGUCCUCAUGGAUCAAAAGCCCCCUUCCCAACAAGCACCGGCACUGCCCCCGGUUGAACCCCCACUAUGGCUAAACUCCACUCAGAACUCCGGGGAUAUCUUGACAACUUCCUCCCCGACUAGGGACCCUUCCACACUGGCCCCUCGGCUGCUAGGAACGGGAGACCAGCUAGUAAACUUAGUGAUCAGGGCAUAUUUGGCACUCAAUUAUUCAGAACCUGACAAGACCCAAGAAUGCUGACUGUGCCUGGUCUCUAGCCCGCCCUAUUAUGAGGGUGUGGCAGUCAUGGGGAAUUAUACUAAUCAAACCACGGUCCCGGCCAGCUGCACAACCCUCCCUAGCCAUAGGCUGACGUUGCCGGAAGUCUCAGGACAGGGACUCUGUAUAGGGACCAUACCCCCCACUCACCAAGUCCUCUGCGCUAUCACCAAGAGGAUCCCCACUGGAAGCUACUACCUAGCAGCUCCUACAGGCACCUAUUGGGCCUGUAACACCAGAUUGACACCUUGUAUCUCCGCCGCAAUCCUCCGCAGAUCCUCCGACUACUGUGUACUGGUAGAAAUCUGGCUUAAGGACACCUACCAUGGGCCCGAGUACAUAUACUCACAUUUUGAGGGGCUGACUUGAUUCAGGCGAGAACCCAUCACCAUGACCCUAGCUCUACUCUUAGGAGAAAUCACCUUCGGAGGAAUGGUUGCAGGUAUAGGGACGGGUCCACUGCCCUCAUCGAGACGGGUCACUUUCGUCAGAUACAAGCGGCCAUGAAUGCAGAUCUAAAAGCUAUCGAGGAAUCCGUGAGUGCAUUAGGAAAGUCCUUAACAUCUUUGUCUGAAGUAGUCUAACAAAAUAGGAGAGGGCUAGACAUGCUGUUCCUUCGCGAAGGAGGGAUAUGUGCUGCUCUAAAAGAAGAAUGUUGUUUCUAUGCAGACCAUACAGGAUUAGUGAGAGAUAACAUGGCUAAGCUCCGAGAACGCUUGGCCCAGAGACAGAAGCUGUUUGAUUCCCAACAAGGCUGGUUCGAGGGGUGGUUUAACCAAUCCCCUUGGUUUGCUACCUUGGUGUCCACCUUGAUUGGACCCUUAAUCAUCCUCCUCCUAAUCCUCCUCUUUGGCCACUGCAUUCUAAGCAGAUUGAUGCAGUUCAUAAAGAACAGACUCUCAGUCAUUGAGACGCUUGUUCUCACUCAACAAUACCAUUUUUCAAAUGAAAAAAAGAGCAUUUUCAGCAAAUGGUGCUGGUUCAACAGGAGGUCAACAUGUAGAAGAAUGCAGAUCGAUCCAUGCUUAUCACCCUGUACAAAGCUUAAGUGCAAGUGGAUAAAGGACCUCCACACCAAACCAGAUACACUCAAACUAAUAGAAGAAAAA
Molecule: messenger RNA, 3585 nt
Organism: Rattus norvegicus (Norway rat)
Lineage: Eukaryota; Metazoa; Chordata; Mammalia; Rodentia; Muridae
Source: RefSeq, a predicted model, not a curated record